Oncorhynchus nerka (sockeye salmon) is the source of this 3919-nucleotide messenger RNA. RefSeq names its product phosphoinositide 3-kinase regulatory subunit 5-like. The record is from RefSeq and is a predicted model, not a curated record. Gene Ontology annotation, cellular component: phosphatidylinositol 3-kinase complex, class IB. Bases 262 to 2940 code for a protein of 892 amino acids. Gene Ontology annotation, biological process: G protein-coupled receptor signaling pathway; positive regulation of MAP kinase activity. NCBI's taxonomy places the organism in Eukaryota, Metazoa, Chordata, Actinopteri, Salmoniformes, Salmonidae. The transcript is spliced from 18 exons. Gene Ontology annotation, molecular function: 1-phosphatidylinositol-3-kinase regulator activity.
GUUUGACACAAGCCCUCUGCGUGUACAGGGACUAUAUCUCCACUACUACUACUACUGUGGCUACUGUGACUUGUGGUAGUCUACAGCUGUUGUUUCUCUGGAGCCCUGCACAGCACUAGUGGCUCAUCUGCGCUCCCCCUCUUCUCUCUUGUGAAUGAAUGGCAGUGGGAUUGGUGUCAUUGGACCUGAGGGGCUUUCGCACAAACUAACACCGAAAGGCUAUGGAUGUUACUGGACAAUAACAGCAGGCCGUGAGAAGACAUGCAGCACACGUCGUGUACUGAGGACCGGAUCCAGCAUGCUCUGGACCGAUGUCUGGAUGGGCUCAGACCCAGCCCCACGGCGCCACAACCCUGGAACGUCCUGAUGUGCUCGGCGGGCCAGUCGAUGAACCGCUGGAGUCUGGAGGAAUUGGUGAAGAGAGACCCAGAGAACUUCCUCAUCCUCCUGCAGCAGGUCCUCAGGAAGACCCGAGAGGUCCAGGAUCAGUGUCAGUAUGAGCUUGUGGCUCCCCUCGCUAUCAUGUUCUCCUCCACUCUGUUACAGACCCCCUUCUGUCCCCCUGCCACGGAGCUGCUGGAGGAGGCCUGUGAGGUGUUUGGCUGUUUCCUGACUUGGCCAGAGCCUUACUGUAGCGUGUGUAAAGGACUGCUCUCCACCUUACACCAGGAGCUCAAGGCCCCAGGCAUUUCCUAUCACAGACUGGUGAGAGAAGAGCAAGGCCUGGCCACUUCAAAACAUCGCUCAAAAACAAUGACGGUUCUGUUGAUGAACCCUAGUGAGGUUCCUCCUGAGUUCCUGUCUGUAGCAGACCAACUGAGUAGUAUCCAACGGUCCCAGAGAGAGACAUACGUCAACCUGGUCAAACAUGCCUACCAGGCUACCCUGGGCACCAAGUACACACUGGCCAGCAUCCACAAAGCCCUGCAGGUCAAGAGUCUAGAGGAGCUGGCGGAGAUCUUCUCCAUGGUAACCGACGUCCUGGAGACGGCCGCUGCCAUGGACGACCCGGCGAAAGGCCGUGAUCAUGUGACCCAGGGCCUGGAGGGGCUGAGGGAGAGGAUGGGUGUCCCAGCGUCCAAUGGCAGGAAGUCUGAUGGAAUGUUGCAAACUCUACCACUGCCCACAGCCAAGUGCUACAUGUUUCACUGGGACAAGGACAACUUUGAUAUCCUCAACACCAUCCUGGAGAACGAGCAUGACCUAACCGGCUUCCAGACCUCCAGUGGUCAGGGUGACGGCGAAGAUGAUGAGGAGGAGGAGGAGGAGGAGGAGGAGGAAGGGGCAGAGUUCGACCUGGAGGAGGAAGAGGGAGAGAAGGAAGAAGGAGAGGAGGAGUUUGUCUCCGCCAUGUCUAUGUACAACUGCUGCAGUGUGGACCACCGAGCCUCUACCUUCUCCACCGUCUCCUCACUCUCCACUGCCUCUAAAGACUCCAUGUACUCCACCUUGUCCUUGGCUUCCGGAUCCUACGCCCCCUCCGUUCUCUCAGUCACUUCCGGCAUCGACAGCGACUUCUACGAAGACCCCGAGGACGCCACCUCCAGCCCCUCCCCUUUGGAACGGAGCCCAUCAUCCGGCAAGUCAACCAAAGCUUCGGCUCGUCUGAGCCAGCACUUCUCCCGUUUCUUCAAGACAAAGACGCAGUCCCUGACCAGAGCCAAGAGCCUCGGCAGCCCAGAUGCUAAGGACUUGGUCGCGCUUCGUUCAAAGCGCUCCAACUCUCUCCCGCAGCAGGUGCACCUAGUCAGCCCAGACUCUUUGUUCCAGACCCCCUGUACCCCCCAGGCCCUCAAGCACGUGUGCUUCCGCCGGAGGCCCAUCCUUAGCAGUGACGAGGAGGGUAACGUUAAUUCCACUACCCUGAGGGUGGUAGUAUUCGGGGCUGACCACGUGGCGGGCAAGGUGGCGAGAGCCUAUAGUAACCUACGCCAGAGAGAGAACGCUUGCCCGAGCCUCAGCAGAGCCUUCCGGCUGCAGUUCUUCUUUGUGCCCGUGAAGAGGGAUGGUGUUGUGAGGUGCCCUAGCCCCGGAGGCCAGUUGGCUAGCCCACGGAGAGGAAGUACAGAGCUCAACAAUCUGGGCACAGAAGACAGCACUAACGACAUAGCCCGUUUCAUUGGUAUGCUGGACCCCUGGUACGAACGCAACACCUUGAGCCUGCUCAGUCUACCAGCCAGCGUGGUGUGUCAGCAAACCUCUAAGAUAGAGUCCGAUUUGUAUGAUAGUUCCUAUGAGGAUCGUCUGCCCAUCCUGGCUGACCUGGUGUUGUACUACUGUCGCCAUGCCGCCAGGCCUGCACUGAUGCAGCUCUACCAAGCUGAGAUGACGUUAGCUGGAGGCGAGAGGAGGACAGAGGUUUUCAUUCACUCCCUAGAGCUGGGCCACACCGCGGGUACACGAGCCAUCAAGGCUAUGGGUGCAGCGAGCAAGAGGUUUGGGAUCGAUGGCGACCGGGAGGCAGUCCCUCUGAUGUUAGAGGUGGUUUACAACAGGGUGGUCAUCAGUGGGAGAAGUCAAUGGACGAAGAAAGACAAAGUUUGCACCUCCAUCAACCUGACCAAAGCCUGCAAGAAUCCAGAGGAACUAGAUUCAAAGAUGGAGUGCUUGCAGUUGACAAUGACAGAAGUACUGAAAAGGCAGAACUCAAACAAAUCUAAGAAAGGCUACAAUCAGCAACUGAGCGUUACUGAGGUGAAGGUGGACAAGGUGCAGGUCAGUGGGACUGGUAACACCACCUUCGCUGUGUGUCUGGACCAGGAUGAGAAGAAGAUCUUCCAGGGUGUCACCAGGUGUGAGGUGUCUGUAUGCUACAAGCCUGACAGCUCUACAGACUGGAGGUUAGACCAGGGUCUGUCCGCCCAGAUCCAGCCUCUCCACCCCACCUUCUGCUCCCUCCUCUGCCUGCCCAUAGCCACCUUCAGCGGGGCACAGCCCUGAGAGAGGAAGACCAGCCUUAAACAUAUAUAUACUUGAAUGUAUUUCUGACUAUUUUGUAGACAGCUGGUAACAGAGGGGAAGACUAGAAAGUGUAGGUGAAAAGCCUGGUGUCUGUGGACCAGACUAAAAUGAAUGGAUGAGACUCUUUUUGGAGCCAAGGGACAUUAUGGCUGCUGGAUGGUUCAGCGAACCAUCCUCCUGUGAUGACUAACAUUGCCUGAGACCUACAGACUUCCGUUGGGCUAACAGUCUUGUGACGUUCAGGAGACCCGGGUUCAAUACCCAGUUGCUGAAAUGGACACUAUGGAUUAUGUAAAUGAUGUACAUUUGUAUACUAUAUAUUUCUUCCCUCAAAAUAACUUCAUCAUUACACUGUAGCUACACUAGCAUUGGUGCAAGUCCUCUCUUCCGGCAAUGCAAUGAGUAACGGUUUCCUGAAAGGGGACAUUUCUGAAAUAUCACAGUGACUUCUUUAGACCAGCAGGGGAGUCUAUUGUGUUCACUUUCCCACACGAGAGUCACGUAUGUCAGGAUAAUGAGGUAGGAAAAACAACCUUUCUCAGGACUCCACAGACUCAUCCGAUAGCAGUUAUGUUCAAUGUUGUUUUUACAUUUGAAUGUAUAUAUUUGACAUUGUAUUAAAUAAUCCCAUUUUUGACAUGCCAUUGUACAUAGUAUAAGAUGUAUCAUACUAAGUAGCACCCUGUAAUGUUUACUUGACACUGUAUUUGACAUAAGAUAUAUAUUUUUAUUUACUUGAUACUGAUGACCGCAGGGACGCAGAGACGACAUCGAUAUUCCAGGGUAGAUUGACAUGGUGUCAUAGACCAGUCUAUGGUGCUACAGAAUAUACUCAUCCAGUCCUGUUGUUAAUCAGUUGUCUAAUUUAUUGUUGUCUACAGCUUUGCACUGCAGAAAAUAUAUAGCAGAAUAUCAAAAUAUCAAUCAUAUAGCAGAAUAAAAUGCACAGUAAAAAUUG